GAAAGUGAAUAUAUACACUAAAAAGACUUGGGGGGGGGGAAUUGAGUGAAGGAGAGAGAAUGGAGCAGACCACGUGAAUGUGAGAGGGAGAGAGAGAGAGAGAAAGAGAGAGAGCGAGAGUGGGAGAGAGAGAGAGACCGAGAGAGGGAAAGAGAGAGAGAGAGGGAAUGCGAGAGAGACCGAGAGAGGGAAAGGGGAAGAGAGAGAGAGAGAGAGAGAGCGAGAGAGAGUUGGCACAGACAGAAUCGCUUGCUGUGUGAACACGGACAAGAGCAGGAGGAGGAGAAGAACAGUGGAAACAUAUUGCCAAAGAGCGAGCGAGCAACACAGUGCAGCAGCAGCAGCAGCAGAAGCAGAUCAGUGAAGCACCAGAGCGAAGAUGUGAAUACACACACACACCGGGAAAAAAGCUGCCUACACACACACACACACUUGCAUUGCUUUGAAGCAGCAAAAGAACGUCGCGAGCUUGAAAGCAAGUGAGGACUUCUUUUUGAUUGAUGUGACAAGGAGGAGGAGCUUAAAGGCAAGUUGAUGAAUUUGGUUUUUCUUUGUCAUGCAUUGAAAUAUGGAAGCGUGAUAACUCAGUGGAACAGGAUCAGGACUUAGGAUUGCUGCUGAUGGUGAGGAAGUAAAAAAAAAAAAGAGAGAGCAAAGAAAAAAAGAGAGAGCGUGUCAGAACAGAUUUCACAUCAGCAGCGGUCAGCUCUCUGCAGGCGGUAUAUAUAUAUAUAUAUAUAUAUAUAUAUGUGUGUGUGUGUGUAUGUGUGAGCUAGCGUGAAGUGCAGCCUCCCCUCUCACACCAGGCAGCUGUCCUCACUCGCUCACAGGAGAGGGCAGCCGAGGAGAGAAAGAGAGAGGGUGGAGAAAGAGUGCUGAAGGAGAGAGGGAAAGAGAGAGACAGAUGGCAGAGAUAGAAGUGAGAAAACAAACACAUGAGGAGGCAGGAGGAAGCAGGACAGAGGGACUUUAAAUGAGGAUCGGCGAUCGGCAGAAGUGGCACCGUGGGUCGAGCUUCGCGGGACACGUAGGCACAGAAACCUGACAGAGAAAACGGAGGAUGAUGGAAAGAGUGAUCACAAUCACAGACAAGACGGAUGGACAAAACAGGCUGGACUCUGCCUCUCACACUUCCUCUGCUCAGUGAGCUGGCACUAAGCUGCCCUGUACUUGUUUUCUUUUCAUCUCUGUCUCUGUUUUUUUUUCCCACGCUCCUUAUUCCUUCGUUCAAACUUUCCAUAUUUGCGUCCGUCUGUGUUUAUGUGCAUGCUUGCGUGUUAGCGUCAGAGCUUGAUUAGAGGCUGCAGGCUGUCCUUCACCAGAGUUAAAAAGAGACACAGUUCCUCAGGACAGGCUAAACAGAUGGACUGAAUGAAUGAAAGAUACAAGGGCAGAAAGAGAGACAGAAAGAGGGAAAGAGAGAGGGAUAGGUUAGAGGUGUUGCCAGGGAGCACACCGUGUAGCUGAAUCCUCUGUGUCUGAGGAAAGGAUACUAGAUCUUUUACUUUUUCUCUAAAAGCCUGUGUGGGUUUCAGCACUAGUUGAUCUGUCAUGCAUUUGAAUGCACAUUGUCAUGUCUGUGUCAGUGGAAUGCGAUUAGCUGAAGUAAUGAACAUUAGACAGCCUAGUAAUAGAGAUUAACAAUAAAUAUGAAGAGGUCAACUAUGGAUUAUUCUCUGUGGUUUAAUCACUGGCAGGUUCUGCAAGGAUCCUGGAUCAGAACAGGGCAUUUCUGUAGCUGGAGAUUGGGGGUCUGAUUUCCUGGUGUUCUUCUGAAAAAGAGAGAGAGAGAGAGAGAGAGAGAGAGAGAGGUGAGGGUAGCUUAGAGGUCAUGCGAGAAGGUUUAUAAGAAGCAGACAGAGAUCUUGAACCUCCGGUAUUAGUGAGCUAACUCUUCUCGUUGAUGUGUUUUAGUUCAUAUAGUUUCAUGUUAAAUGAAAGAACCACAUAAUGUCAAAUCGAGGCAUUGACACAUUUUAGAGUAGGGUACUUUUUGGGCAUUAGUCGUGUGGGUUCAUUAUCCCUUGAUCAUUCUCUUGUUGUCUGCUGCCUCAUGAUUGCUCCUGGCACGGCACCCUGGCUAGGAAAUGAAGCCGUGCCCUGUGCCGCUCUAGCAACUCUGUGGACAUUCAUGGCUCGGGAAUUCCCGCGCCCUCGCCGGUCCUCAUCCUCAGUGCCCAGUCAAGUGCCCAGUCGCCGGCGUUUGCCCCUGGCACUUCGUACCCGUCUGCAUGGCCUGCGCCACGCCUGUUCCCCGACCUCUUCACCAGUCCGUAGGGCACUGUGGACACUAGCACUGUGCACUGCGCUGGGCCUGCUUCUGUCCUGGUCCUCAAACCGCGUGCUGCACUGGUUGGCUUUGCCCACAGCCACCAGAGUACACACACAAUGGGCACGACAGCUUGACUUUCCCACCAUCACUAUCUGCAACAACAACCCGGUGCGACUCCCGCACCUCACCAAGAGUGACCUUUACUUUGCCGGGCACUGGCUGGGCCUGCUGCAUGCUAAUGGGACAGCGCGCUCGCUAGUGCUAGAGCUGCUGCGUGAUGAGCGCCUCGCUUGGUUUCGCAAGCUCUCUGACUUUCGGCUCUUUCUCCCACCGCGCCGCUUCCCAGGGACCAGCCUGGAGUUCCUCGACCGGCUCGGGCACCAGCUGGACGACAUGCUGCUCGCCUGCAAGUAUCGAGGAGAACCAUGUGGUGCUCAUAACUUCUCAACUGUUUUUACACGAUAUGGAAAGUGUUAUAUGUUCAAUGCAGCUGAGGAGGGAAAGGCUUUGAGAACCACGAUGAAAGGAGGAACUGGAAAUGGAUUGGAGAUUAUGCUGGAUAUUCAGCAAGAUGAGUACCUGCCUGUGUGGGGCGAGACAGAGGAGACGGCGUUUGAGGCGGGCGUGAGGGUGCAGAUCCACAGUCAAGCCGAGCCUCCGUUCGUGCACGAGCUGGGCUUUGGGGUGGCUCCAGGGUUCCAAACUUUCGUAGCCACUCAGGAACAGCGGCUGACAUACUUGCCUCCUCCAUGGGGAGAGUGUGUGUCCCAGGCUCUGGGCUUCUUUGAGGUGUACAGUGUCACAGCGUGCCGUAUCGAGUGUGAGACACGCUACAUCGUGGAGAACUGUAACUGCAGGAUGGUCUACAUGCCCGGAGACUCUCCGUACUGCACUCCUGAACAGUAUAAGGACUGUGCUGAACCUGCACUCGCUGCUCUUUCGUCAGUGGAGGGCAGCAGCUGCAUGUGCAGGAACCCGUGUAACAUGACCCGCUACAACAAAGAGCUGUCCAUGGUGAAGAUCCCCAGUAAGACGUCAGCGCGCUACCUGGAGAAGAAGUUCAACAGAUCGGAGAAAUACAUCACGGACAACAUCCUGGUGCUGGACAUCUUCUUUGAGGCUCUGAAUUAUGAGACCAUCGAGCAGAAGAAAGCAUACGAGGUGGCAGGACUGUUAGGAGAUAUCGGAGGUCAGAUGGGGUUGUUCAUCGGCGCCAGCAUACUGACAAUCCUCGAGCUGUUUGACUAUGCCUAUGAGGUGGUGAAGGACAGAAUCCUGGAUCUGUUGAGUCGAGGCGAGGAGGAAGAGAGUCGAGGGGAAGACGUGAGCACGUGUGAUCCAGUAGUGAAUCAUUCAGAGACCAUCAGCCACACAGUCAGUGUUCCUUUACAGACCACUCUGGGGACGCUGGAUGAGAUCGCCUGCUGAGUGCACUUCCCCUCCAGAGCAGCAGGAGGAGACACUCAUUCCUCCUCACCGGCCCUGCUGCCGGGAACACGUGCCGGGGGAAGGGACACACUGUUUCAAAGGAGAGGAAGGAAAAUGAUCUGUUUUCCUUUUUCGCUUCAAACUGCUACAUGAUCAUUCUGUACAAACCCAAAAAGAAACGAUGAUGGCAGCUCUGCCAGGCAGGACAAGUCCACUGAGAAAAAUCUCACACUCUCACACACUCUCAAAACUUUUCUCCAAAGCUGUAACUGAUGGACGAGAAGCGAGGCUUCAGACUAGUGUGAGAAUGUGGACUGGCACAGGACCCGGGCGUGUAAAAGCGUCGUCUUUCUGCUCGGCUGCUGUUUUAAAGUCUACUGCCAAAACACGAAGGACACCAAGCGCAGAAGGACAAGAACCUUUGCAUGUGUCAGAUUCUCUCUCGUCUGUCUCUUGCCGAUCGAGUCGUUCCGCUUCCGUCACGUGUCUCUGCGUCCCAUUACGUGCCAGUAGGGAAUCUGUCCCAAACCCACAGCAGCAAUCUUUCCUUUUCUGCUUUCACGCACUCCUACCUGAUUUCUGUCGCUGUUCCGGAAAUCUCCACGGAUCUGAAGGACGUUUGGGACGUCGACGCCUCCUCGUCACGUGACUGGUUAAAUAAAGGGGUUUCCAUCAUCAUAUUGCCUGAAAGUGUAAAGAAGGAAUAGAAAGGAUGGGGGGGGGGGUUUGUUUAGUCUGAGAGAUUAAGCCAUAAUUUUCUUUAUCUUGCAGCAAAAAGUUUUCUUUCUAAAGUGAAGUUUUUGGUUUUUACUCAGCAAGCCACAUCCUGUAAAAAUCAGAUCUUUAUUUGCAUCCUUUUUAUUUCUGCACAAUUUUCAACAACAGCGAAGAAACCAGACGAGUGAGCAGUAAGAGAUGGAGAGUGAGGCUGAGAGCGAGAACACUGCCACAUGCUGUAUACAGUGUUUAAAUCAAACCCCAGUGUGUUUACACUUACAGGAAGUGAUGGUCUUUAAGGCUCGAGGCUUGAUCCUUCACACAAACCCUAGUGCAGUUAGAACAGGACUCAUCCCUCAUUCAACCCAGGUGCAGAAAUUAACCAGUGAACAAAAGACACUGUAAAUGUUUUGUUUUAAAUGAGUUCAUAUUUCGUUUUCAUCUGCUUUCACUUAUAGCAGAAAAUACUACAAAAGUGUCAAUUAAAUACUAAAGCAAAAAUGCAACGGCAAAUCAGCACCGAAAACACUGAAAAUUCAGAAAAACGACAAUAAAAAAACACACACGAGAUUCAGAUGAGACGAUAUCUCUUUGUAUAAUGAUAAUAGAUGGACGACCAUUUCAUAAUAUAAAGCUAUUUCUAUAGAUAUUGGCUCAUUUUAAAAUAUAUAUAUAGAAAUAGACAGAAUAAUCAUUCAACUAUUUUGAUAAAGAGAUAUUUUAGUUGGCUUUAUUCAAGAUAUUUUUGCAUUUGAAUUUGAACAAGCAACAUGAAUAAUGACGUCAUCAUUAACUCCUCAAACGUCGCGGGAAUAAAGACGUCACAUGCUCGUCUCUGAUUGGUCGCGGCGUCUACCUUCUGAGAGUGUCUUAUCUAGGUUAGUCUAAUUUAUUAAGAUGAGUGUUAUCUAUUUUAAAUUCUUUCUUGGCCAAAAGAAUUAAUGUUAAGUUUGAAUUAAUGUCUGCAAUGUUCCUAGUUCUUAUAGUAAGGAGAAAUGCUAGGUUUUCACGGCUCGUAUGAAUGACUGCAAAGUUGACAGGAUAUAGAAAACAACAUAGAUAGAGAGCACUUUUAACCAUCGCUCUGGAUAAGGGCGUCGGCCAAACGACGUUAAUGUGAAAUGUAAACAUCGUCAACGGUCGGAAGACACCACCGGAAGCAGGGAUCGAACCCGGGUCUACGUGGUAGUUGGGAUCACCCGUGCAGAGAAUUUUAUCAUGCACUCAUGUGCAGGAUAAAAUUAAGGAACUGUCCCAGUAGGUCCUGACACUCUGACUGGAAACAUGCUCUCCGGGGCUCCAGUGUUCUCCAUCACCGAGACCAGGGCCAGCCCGUGGCAUAGGCUGCAUAGGCAGUUGCCUAGGGCACAAAAUGACUGGGGGGCACAGCAUGAGAGGGUUUUUUUUGGUCUGAGGUGCGCCCUCUUGUGACCAUUGUGCGCUCCUACACCCAGACUUUAAAUAAAAUCAAAGUAAAGCGCUGUUUUAUUAACAAAACUAUACACUGGACAAAUUCAACGUGAGUCACAAAAACGUAACUAUAACAAUGUAAGACGGAUACAAAAUGGCAGGUAUAUAUAUACAGAACUUUAGGGUAAAUAGGGAACACGGCGGGAAAGCGGAACAAUAGGAAGGGCGUGGCGCAACACACGUGGCUAUGGAGGAACGCCUGCCAGCACUCCCUCUGGUGGACUAGCAGGGAACUGUCUCAGUAGCUCUUGACACUCCAGCGAUUCAGUGUUCUCCGUCACUGAGACCAGGGCCAGCCCGUAGCAUAGGCUGCAUAGGCAGUUGCCUAGGGCGCAAAAUACCUGGGGGGCACAGCACGAGAGGGUUUUUUUGUCGGAACUGCACCCUCUUGUGACCAUUAUGCGCUCCUACACCCAGACAUUAAGUACAAUUAUAAUUAUUUCUGCCAGUUAACAUCAUUUUAGCACUGAUCCAUCAUCAAUCUCAUUAGAAUAUUGUUUGAAUAAAUAAAAUUGACAUCAACAAAAAAAUCAUAAGAUGUAAUUUUGGACUAAUUUAAACACUUUCUGCAUCAUGAGGUGAUUAUAAUACAUCACCAUUAUGCAUUAAUUAGGCAUGGCGCACACUGUUAAUCUAUUCUUUCGAAGAAAUGAGUGAAAAAAGAAAACAAGGCAGGAAGGAGCAGAAAAAAGAGCAUCAAAUCUCACCAACAGACCCUGGGCUGGCCCUGACCGAGACGGACACACAGUGCAGCCAAUCAGCAGCGAGCGUGUGAUGUUUAAUAAAUAGCGACUCUUUCUGUUUGUUCAUUUGUUUCUGGAUUUCUUUUGUGGUUUUGGUUGGUUUCAUUUUAUUCCAAAUUUAUAGUCCAAAAGUAUCAAAUUCACUCUGAUUCACACUGAAGGAUUAGACAAAAUGAUCAGACUCCUCAUUUUACAAUCAUAUCAUAAUAUCCAUAUGCUUUUCACAUGGUUCUGCUGUGCUCUCGCACCUGGGAAGUGUGUAGUUCCUCCUCUGGACUAUUAUACCCCAUCACACACACACACACACACACACACACAUACACACACACACACACAGAGUUAAUCAAAUAUUCUCUGAUUUCAUCUUGUAUAAACAUAAUCAUUAAAUUAUUCAUAAUUUCGUGAUUAUUUAUUAAUGACCUCUUUCUGUUACUUAGUUUCAAUCUUUAAAAUCAAAUUUACUAGAUGUUUUGUCCAAUUUCCGCCGGUGUGUAAGUAAUGAAACACUCACAAUGUUUUCCGUGAGUAAAGUUUAGUACGUUGGUAAGAUUAAGUAUUAUAUGUAAUAGAGCACAGGUUGUUAUAGGAAACUAAUCAAGUCUGAAGUGAUUAUUUUCCAUAACAUCCCAAAGAGUUUUCUUCUACUUGACACCAUCAUCAUCAGCAUCAUCGUCAUUUUUAUCCUUUUUAUCGUUACAUUUCAUGUUGUAGAACAAAACACGUCUGAUGCUGUUAUCAUUAUCGUACAUCAUCGUCGCACUAAGUUGAUUCUGAUUGGCCGGAAGGUGUUGAUUUCUUUUCUAUGGCAGUUGCUCUUUCCAGCUGCAAGGCAAAUCCUAGGUUUAAUAUGAGCGUGCCAGCGCAUUAUAACAGUCCGAGUUAAAGCUCUCAGUGUGAGCUGUCUGACGUGGGAAAGUCACGAGAUCGUGUUUUGCGGUUUCUCGGUAACAGCACGUCUCGGUCGUCUCGUUAGCAGUUGAGCGUAAUGAAGCACUGUUUAAAGCUACUAUAACAGAAGUAAUAUCUGUGGAUGUUCUACAACAUUAACCUUCAUAUUGUCAUAUUGUUGAUCAUGAAACUUUUGUCCUCUUGGGUCAAUACUGACCCGGUCUGGUUUAACAGUUUUUAAGGCAUGACGUAUAAAAUUAUUCCCUAAUUCUCUGUUACACCAUUUAAUUGUACAAUUCCUUUUCUCAUUUAUGGUCAAUAGAUCCCAUUUACGUGAAAUAAAACCAUAUUUCCCAUGUACAAAAGGGUCAAAUCUGACCCCAAGGACAACAGGAGAGGGGUGGAAUUAUGUUUUGUUCUUGUUGCACUGAGGAGGGAAUACACAAAACACUAAACACUAGAUACUGGACAACUGAGAUGAAGUGUAGGAUGUCACUAAGAUUUCAUUUACUGGAACUAAAAGCCUCAAAGCUUGACAAUGCAGCUGUGUGUAUAAACAUGUCGAGUGUCCUGCACAGAGCCUUGACCUCGAAACGUCAGGAUGAAUUGUGUGCCAGGUUUGUCCUGCAUGACAUCAUUACCAGACUCCACUGAUGUUCUAGUGGAAAACCUUCCCAGAAGAGUGCAGUCUGUUAGAGCAGUAAAGGGGGACGUGUGGGGUGUUGAUUCUCACGAUUUCGUUCAUGAAAUCUCGUCCGAGUGUCAUGUGAUGUGAUGGUGAUGGUGUGAGGGGUGCGCAUACUUUUGCUCAUAUGUUACUAUAUCGUCUAUGAUCUGAUAACUGAUUCUCAACUGACUUUGCUUCUGAUUUGGAUAAAAUCGUCUGUUUGGGUCUUGUCCCAAUCCAAGGACGUCAAAGAUCAACUUAAUCUCAACAUUCUCUUAUUUAUUAAAUUGUUUUAUUUGCCUUGAAUGGCUGCAUAUUACAUCUGAUAAAGAAGUAUAGAAGAAACAGUAUGUGGUUUUUAGAAUACAAUCAGCGUUAAAUAUAACUUACAACGACAUCCUGUUGAACAUGUGACUUAUGGAAUCUUCUAGAUAUUUCACAGGAGUGAAUGAUUCUAGCCACUAAAACGUCUAUUUUUUUUUCCCCCAACCUAUAAUAGACAAAUCACUGAGAAGAACUGUAAAGUAUGAAAUAAUAAAUCGAUUCACACAUUUAUACAGAAAUAUUUUAUUCUGAGGUAUUUUUAAUGAUUAAGCUAUAGAUAUACAGAAUAAUGUAAAGUUUAAUUUAGUAGAAUUAUAGCAGAUUUAUCUGUCUUUUUUUUUUAUCUCAUAUACAUGUACAUUUAUAACGUUUAAUAUCAGUAGGAAACACAUAGCAGCCCAGUCAUGGAAUCAGACACCCUGGAGGAACCUUACAAAAAAUCAGAACCUUAGAAGAAAGCUUUUAGAAAAGCAGAGCAGUUACAUAUCCAAUCAUCCCAAAAGAUCCUUCUAACAGAGUAGAGUUAAACAUAUUAGCACUGCAUGUGUAAUCAUGCAAUAAACAACCCUACAUGAAAGUUCUGGAUUUGGAUCUCAUGACACAGUUUGGUUGAACAAAACAAAACAAAAAAAAAAGUGCUGCAAGUUUCCACUAACUUUAGUUCAAUAAUAUUAGGGCAGAUUUAUAGGACCGUCGAUGGGCGUCGACUAUAAACUGCACAUGUCUCACAAGGACAUACAGGAAAUAAAAAAGUUCGCCCACGUCUGAUGUCACAAGGUUUGUUUAUCCGAGAAUUUGCUUUCCUGUCAUAGUUUAGGUAAUGAUUUGAAGAUGGAUCAGCGCUUAUCCAUUGUUUAGUCUGUAUGCUGAAGUCCGAAUCAGAGUGAAAUUGAUGCUUUUUGAUUUGUUUGUCAUUUGGUUUGGUUUUUCCACCCAGUGUAGAAUUUAACAGCAGAAAAAUGCAUAAAAUCUGUUUAGAAAAUUGUGAGACAAAAAAAAAAAAUCCAACAAAUUUUAUACACGACAAUCACCAGAGAGUACAGAGAUGUGAUCUAGUUUAAAACAUCCUCCUUUUAUUUUCUCUUUUGUCCGUCAGUCCGAAGCUCAAAGCUCGGUUUAGCUCCGAAAACAACAGAAGGUUCAUUUGGUUCACUUCCUGCAGUGCAAAUUGUUUUCUCGCUGCAAUCGAACUGCACUAAAGUUCAGCAGGCACUAAACCUGGAUCUGAGACGCUGAACACCAUCAGAAUCACACAAACAUGGAGCAUCACGUAUCUACUGUUUAUUCUCUCGCUCUUUGCUCAUUAGCCUGAAUCUCCAGGACACAUCCCACCUCCACAGCUCUGUCCUUCAGGCUCACGGUGCAGCUCAUCGCGGCUAAAUAAUAAAAACAUGACAACGCAAACCAACACACACUCGCACUUCUGAUACAGGAUCGAAUCCGCACAAGAGUUCGUCUGGAACUGUAACGAGAGUCUGAUCUCUGUGUUCUGCACAAACACGCAUUAUACCAAAGAGGAAAAGCACCAUAUGAAAACCACAUUUACCCAUAACCCCUUUCUCUGUGUCUUAACACUAAUGCAUUAGAUGCAGAAAUAUAAAUCAGUCCUCGGUUGUAGGAGUUAACGCUCGUGUUCGGUGUUAAACUUGCGCUGGAAACCCUUUGCGUUACACAAAUCAACCGCAACUCGAGGGGCUCGUGAAGAACAGACUAAUGAAUUCAAUUCAAUAAACGAGGGAGUUUGCUACAGGGGGAUUGGGGUCUCGCUUGCUAACAUGGAGUCCUCGAGGGAACCACUCACACACACACAUUCGCCUGGGGCUCACUUCCCUUUGUCUGUAUGCGAUUUAAGCCGUACAUUUCCAUGCUAAUAAGGCUCCAUUUCUCGGUGACUAGCGUCAGAAUAUUCCGGUUGUUAGGAAGCGGUUUCACACCGUGAUAUCAGUUUCCAAAGAGGAACACAUCUCCGCAAGCAGAGGAGAGAGGAGAAAUGACUGAGGUGUUACAGAGGUGUUAAUGCACCUGUAGGAGGUGUUUGGGUAAAUCAAAAGAGGCGGGGCUCCAGUACAUUUCAUUCUAUUAUUAUUAUUAUUAUUAUUAUUAUUAUUAUUAUUAUUAUGAGGAGGUGGUUGAUUGUGUUUUGUUCAUUAUCAGCUCUAUAGAGAGCUUUCUCUUCUGCCUUGUUAUCCGUGUGUGCGUCACUUACAUGUUGCAGAGCUCACAAUAAAAUAAAAUAAAAUAAAAUAAAAUAAAAUAAAAUAAAAUAAAAUAAAAUAAAAUAAAUAAAUAAAAUAAAAUAUUAAAGAUAAAUUCAGAUCCAAAGGUUUGAGUUCAACAUCAAGAACUGUUUUGGGUUUCAUCAUUUAUCAAAAACUAAUGCAAAUUAUAUCAUCACUGAAUGGAUUAUUAUUUCAAAAAUAAUUAUUUUUUAAUUGUUUUAUUUAUUUAUUUAUUUUUAAUUAUUAAUUUUUUUUUUUUUUUUUAAGACUAAAGACUUGGAUGGUGAAAUUCCGAAUGUUCUAGCACAAUUUGCUUUAUUUCUUGUCCAUGUUAUUAUUAUUUCUUUUUUCCAGAUAUUUUUCCACAUGAUUAAUUUUUCUUAAUGCCACAUUUGAUUUCUUUUCAUCCAAUUUUCGCAUCAUUUAUUUCACACGAUUUUUUGAUGUCACAUGUAAUUUCUCUCUACAGGAUACAGUUAUUUUUCCACACGAUUUUUCCUCAUGAUUCAUUUCUUUUUACAUGUUUUUUUUUUUUUCGCCUAUUUCUUUGCUCAGGUCAUUUUCCCCCCAUAAUUUAUUUCUUUUCCCAUGUAAUUUAUUUUACACGCUUAAGUUUAAUGUUAAUUUGAGGUAAAUAUGUGCAAAUUUCAGGACAUUACACGUUCACAUAAUCACUAUUCUGCGAUUUUUCCUUAAUUGUGUGUCACUUAUUUAUUAGUAUGUCAUGUUUGGGAAAUGAAGAAUUGCAUUAAUAUGUGAUAUCUGAUGAGAUAAAAAGCAGUUCUUGGAAAUACCUCAUAUAAAAAAUCGAUGAGACUUAUUGAGAUAUUAGAGGUUUAUGAACACGGCCAUCUUUAUUGCAUUAAAUGAAAUGUUUGAUACAUAUGUAGUUUGUUCUAGCUAUAAUAUUCAUAUACCUAUGUGCACUCUCUCUCUCUCUCUCUCUCUCUCACACACACACACACACACACUCCACUUUGACCACUUUCAAACAUUUAGCGUUUUAUUUUUAUUAUUAUUUUUUUCUGCUGUAACAUGAACAUGAAACAGAUCAGAUAUAAUGUUCUGAGCUCAGAGCAGUGACAGUGAUGACAUUCAGGUCCUCUCUCUCCUUCUCCCUCUCUCUUUCUCUUUCUCAUAUAUCUGCUUUUCUGCUGUAUGAUCAGAUUUGUAGAAAUGGCACUCUUUCCAUUUUGCUCUGUUCAUUUCUGUGCUCACUGCGAUUGUGUUUCAUUAAGUGGUAUGCAUCUGUGUC
Molecule: messenger RNA, 11983 nt
Organism: Hemibagrus wyckioides
Lineage: Eukaryota; Metazoa; Chordata; Actinopteri; Siluriformes; Bagridae
Gene: asic2
Product: acid-sensing (proton-gated) ion channel 2
Exons: 10
Coding region: 2054-3700 (548 amino acids)
Biological process (GO): sodium ion transmembrane transport
Cellular component (GO): membrane
Molecular function (GO): ligand-gated sodium channel activity
Source: RefSeq, a predicted model, not a curated record